Sinocyclocheilus rhinocerous is the source of this 4236-nucleotide messenger RNA. It is a transcript of the gene ppfia2, whose product is annotated as PTPRF interacting protein alpha 2. The transcript is spliced from 35 exons. Gene Ontology annotation, cellular component: presynaptic active zone. Gene Ontology annotation, molecular function: protein binding. Bases 252 to 4073 code for a protein of 1273 amino acids. NCBI's taxonomy places the organism in Eukaryota, Metazoa, Chordata, Actinopteri, Cypriniformes, Cyprinidae. Gene Ontology annotation, biological process: synapse organization. The record is from RefSeq and is a predicted model, not a curated record.
CUCGCAGCUGAAUCCUUAACGUGCCAUUUUAUUACUAAUGGGCAUAUCUGGAAAUCAAAAUGUCAUCGAUAUACGGGACAGUAUCGCGUUUCUGAGGAUGCCAGCGGUGGACAUCCAUGCGGGUUUCGCCGGAGCAGUGCUGAUUUUGGCCAGUGAAGCUUCCUUGUAGUGAAUCGGAUGAUUGGAGCAGCUGUGCGCUCACGCUUAAGAUUGCAGCUGUCAUUGAUAUUGCACAGUGAAUACAGGUAAAGAUGAUGUGCGAAGUGAUGCCCACGAUCAGCGAGGACACGGCGAUGAGCCAGCGUGGCUCCCAGAUCAGCGCCUCCGACCCUGACUCGCAUUUUGAGCAGUUGAUGGUCAACAUGCUUGACGAGAGAGACCGUCUGUUGGACACCCUGAGAGAGACACAAGAAAGCCUGGCCCUCGCCCAGCAGCACCUGCAGGACGUCAUCUAUGACCGGGACUCACUGCAGCGUCAGCUCAGCUCCGCACUGCCACAGGAGUUUGCCGCCCUGACGAAAGAGUUGAACGCCUGCAGGGAACAGCUGCUGGAGAAGGAGGAGGAGAUUUCAGAGCUGAAGGCCGAAAGGAACAACACCAGACUGCUAUUGGAGCAUUUGGAGUGUUUGGUUUCGAGGCAUGAACGUUCCCUACGUAUGACUGUGGUGAAACGACAAGCUCAGUCUCCUUCUGGGGUCUCCAGUGAGGUGGAGGUCCUCAAAGCCCUUAAGUCCCUCUUUGAGCACCACAAAGCACUGGAUGAGAAGGUACGAGAGAGAUUGCGGGUGUCACUAGAGAGGGUCUCUGCCUUGGAGGAGGAGUUGACCGCAGCCAAUCAGGAGAUUGUGGCCUUAAGAGAGCAGAAUGCACACAUUCAGAGGAAGGUGGCGUCAGGAGAAGGGGCUGAGGACUUGUUGGAGGGAACCGAUGCUCAGAAAGUUCAUGGCAAGCGGUUGUCUAACGGGUCGAUGGAGUCGGGGGACGAGGCCAGUCAGGUGGUGGAGCUGCAGGAGCUGCUGGAGAAGCAGAACUACGAGCUGGCGCAGAUGAAGGAGCGCAUGUCCUCGCUGUCCUCCCGUGUGUCCGAGGUGGAGCAGGAGCUGGAGACGGCUAGAAAAGACCUCAUCAAGAGCGAAGAUAUGAACAACAAGUACCAGAGAGAUAUUAAAGAGGCUAUGUGUCAGAAAGAAGACAUGGAGGAACGGAUAGUGACUCUUGAGAAGCGCUAUCUCAGUGCCCAGAGAGAGUCCACAUCACUACAUGACAUCACAGACAAGCUGGAAAACGAACUGGCCAAUAAGGAGGCGUUCCUCAGACAGAUGGAGGAGAAGAACAGGCAGUUACAGGAGCGGCUGGAGUUGGCGGAACAGAAGCUCCAGCAGACCAUGAGGAAAGCUGAGACUCUGCCUGAAGUCGAGGCUGAGCUAGCACAGAGGAUAGCAGCUCUCACUAAGUCUGAUAUGGAAGCUAAACUCCAGGACAUAAACUGCAGUGUGAGGAAGGCGGAGGAGAGACACGGCAGUAUCGAGGAGCGUAUGAGACAUUUAGAGGGACAGCUGGAGGAGAAGAACCAGGAACUGCUCAGGGCUCGACAGAGAGAGAAGAUGAAUGAGGAACACAACAAGCGUCUGUCGGACACUGUGGACAGACUCUUGACAGAGUCGAAUGAACGUUUACAGCUUCACCUGAAAGAGAGAAUGGCCGCUCUUGAGGAUAAGAAUGUGUUAAUACAAGACUCUGAUAACUACAGGAAGCAGUUAGAAGACUCCAUACAGGAAAAGUCUCAUCUCUCGGAGGAGAUCGAGAAACUGAGAUCUGAACUGGAUCAGUACCGAUUGAGGGCCGGAUCCCUUACUGAGCCCACGCUGUCACGGUCUCAUCUGGAUGCAUCUGGAGAUCUGCGUUUCUCUCUGGGUUCUCUUGCUGAGACGCAAUCUGACCAUUAUCGCUCUACCAAGGUGAUCCGCAGGCCCAGGAGAGGACGCAUGGGGCUACGUAGGGACGAACAGAAGGCUAAGUCUCUGGGAGAGCACGAAUGGCGCUCUCAGCAACUUGGCGUUCUGGGCGGCCACCCGUUCGACAGCGACACGGAGAUGUCGGAUAUCGAUGACGACGACAGAGAGACCCUUUUCAGUUCGAUGGAUUUACUGUCUCCUGGAGGACAUUCAGAUGCUCAGACUCUGGCAAUGAUGCUGCAAGAACAACUAGAUGCCAUCAAUAAAGAGAUCCGGCUGAUCCAGGAAGAGAAGGAGUCAACAGAACUGAGGGCAGAGGAAAUCGAGAACCGCGUGGCCAGCGUGAGCUUGGAGGGGCUGAACCUGGCGCGGAUGCACCAUCCCGGAGCCUCCAUCACUGCCUCGGCCACCGCAUCCUCCCUCGCCUCCUCCUCCCCUCCCAGCGGACACUCCACCCCCAAACUCACGCGCAGCCCUGCCCGCGACAUUGAGCGCAUGGGGGUCAUGACACUGCCCAGUGACUUGCGGAAACACAGGAGAAAGAUCGCAGCGGUGGACGAGGACGGUCGAGAGGACAAGGCCACCAUCAAAUGCGAGACCUCGCCACCUCCCACACCUCGCCAAGUCCGCAUGACCCACACGCUGCCUGCUUCUUCGCACAAUGACGCACGCCUGACGGCUGCAUUAGAGAUGGAGGCCAGUGCUCUGAGCAGUGUAGCUAGCAGUCAAGACUCCCUCCAUAAACAGCCAAAGAAGAAGGGCAUCAAAUCCUCCAUCGGACGUCUGUUUGGGAAGAAAGAGAAGGCCAGACUGGGGCAGCUGGGGAAAGAGAUUAUGGGACCAGGACAAGUAGGGAAUGUAUCCGAUCCUGAGCUUCUAGGUCAGGAUAUUACGGUGGGAAAGCUGGGAACACAGGCGGAGAAAGAUCGCAGGCUUAAAAAGAACGGACACGAGCUGUUGGAAGAAGCCAGAAGAAAAGGGUUACCUUUUGCUCAGUGGGACGGUCCUACAGUUGUCGCGUGGUUGGAGCUGUGGCUAGGGAUGCCAGCAUGGUACGUCGCAGCUUGUCGUGCCAACGUAAAAAGCGGCGCUAUCAUGUCAGCCCUGUCGGACACCGAGAUCCAGAGAGAGAUCGGCAUCAGCAAUCCUCUGCACCGCCUCAAACUGCGCUUGGCCAUCCAGGAGAUGGUCUCGCUCACCAGCCCUUCGGCUCCCCCUACGUCUAGAACCCCGUCGGGUAAUGUGUGGGUAACCCACGAGGAAAUGGAGACCCUUGCCGCCCCCUCCAAAACGAAAUCGGCAUCAGAGGAGGGGAGCUGGUCACAGACACUGGCAUACGGGGACAUGAACCACGAGUGGAUCGGGAACGAGUGGCUGCCCAGUCUAGGUCUACCUCAGUACCGCAGCUACUUCAUGGAGUGUUUGGUGGACGCACGCAUGCUGGACCACCUCACCAAGAAGGACCUCCGAGUGCAUUUAAAAAUGGUGGACAGCUUUCACAGAACCAGUCUGCAGUACGGCAUCAUGUGCCUGAAGAAGCUCAACUACGACAGGAAGGAGCUGGAGAGACGCAGAGAGAGCAGCCAGCACGAGAUAAGAGACGUGCUGGUGUGGACUAACGAGCGCGUGAUUCGCUGGAUCCAGAGCAUCGGCCUCCGUGACUACGCCAACAUCCUGUUAGAGAGCGGCGUGCACGGGGCGCUCAUAGCACUCGAUGACAACUUUGACUACAGCAGCCUGGCCCUGCUGCUGCAGAUCCCCAACCAAAACACUCAGGCUAGACAAAUUCUGGAAAGAGAGUACAACAAUCUGCUGGCGCUGGGAACGGAGAGACGAUUAGAUGAGUGCGACGAGAAAGACUUCCGAGGACCGUCGUGGAGGAGGCAGUUUCCUCGACGGGACAUCCACGGGAUCAGCAUGAUGCCGGGUUCAGCAGAGACCCUGCCCGCCGGCUUUCGCCUCACUGCCACCUCCGCACACUCACGCAGACUGCCACCAGAGGUCCUGUAUGAGGCGAUGGACGACAGUCCUGACGACAUGUAUUUGGACUGGUUUCAAGUUGGACCAUCGGCGGUACAGCGUCUGGACAGCUCCACUGUGAGGACCUACUCUUGCUGAGAGAACAUCAAUACUGUAAGCUAGUCGUACCUUAAAGUUGGCCUGAACAAACAAUUCCGACGAGUCACACUGCCAAGAGAACAACAGAAGCCCGCGGAGGACAGGAGGCGGGGGUCGAGGCUGCUCUGCGCCGGGUGUCCGCCACAGGUGCCGACGUGCUCUC